Molecule: messenger RNA, 1380 nt
Organism: Charadrius vociferus (killdeer)
Lineage: Eukaryota; Metazoa; Chordata; Aves; Charadriiformes; Charadriidae
Product: neuronal acetylcholine receptor subunit beta-2-like
Exons: 6
Coding region: 1-1380 (459 amino acids)
Biological process (GO): monoatomic ion transmembrane transport; regulation of membrane potential; signal transduction
Cellular component (GO): neuron projection; postsynaptic membrane; synapse
Molecular function (GO): transmembrane signaling receptor activity; acetylcholine-gated monoatomic cation-selective channel activity
Source: RefSeq, a predicted model, not a curated record
AUGGAUCCCUCCAGAGUGCAGAGAUCAGAGUGGGAGGACUACCGCCUCACCUGGAAACCGGAGGACUUUGACAACAUGAAGAAGGUCCGCCUGCCCUCCAAGCACAUCUGGCUGCCAGAUGUGGUGCUCUACAACAACGCUGACGGGAUGUACGAGGUCUCCUUCUACUCCAACGCGGUGAUCUCCUACGACGGCAGCAUUUUCUGGCUGCCGCCGGCCAUCUACAAGAGCGCGUGCAAGAUCGAGGUGAAACACUUCCCCUUCGACCAGCAGAACUGCACCAUGAAGUUCCGCUCCUGGACCUACGACCGCACUGAGAUCGACCUGGUGCUGAAGAGCGAGGUGGCCAGCCUGGACGACUUCACGCCCAGCGGCGAAUGGGACAUCGUGGCACUGCCAGGACGGCGCAACGAGAACCCCGACGACUCCACCUACGUGGACAUCACCUACGACUUCAUCAUCCGACGCAAGCCGCUCUUCUACACCAUCAACCUCAUCAUCCCCUGCAUUCUCAUCACCUCCCUGGCCAUCCUCGUCUUCUACCUCCCGUCCGACUGUGGCGAGAAGAUGACGCUGUGCAUCUCCGUCCUGCUCGCCCUGACCGUCUUCCUGCUGCUAAUCUCCAAGAUCGUGCCGCCCACCUCGCUGGACGUGCCGCUGGUGGGCAAGUACCUCAUGUUCACCAUGGUGCUGGUGACCUUCUCCAUCGUCAUCAGCGUCUGCGUCCUCAACGUGCACCACCGCUCGCCCACCACGCACACCAUGCCGCCCUGGGUCCGCACCCUCUUUCUCCGCAAGCUCCCGGCGCUGCUUUUCAUGAAGCAGCCGCGGCAGAACUGCGCGCGCCAGCGCCUGCGCCAACGCCGCCACACCCAGGAGCGCGCCGCCGCUGCCCCCGUGAGCGAGGACUGGAAGUACGUGGCCAUGGUCACCGACCGCCUCUUCUUGUGGAUCUCCGUCUUCGUCUGUGUCUUCGGCACCGUCGGCAGGAGGGAGCAGGAUGCGGCCAGGGCUGAGGAGGGGGGGGCUCCGGCUCCCCGUCACCAAGGUAAGAGGCCAGGGAGGAAUUGGCUCUGGAAAAAGAAAAUCCCAAUUACCGAGGGAGGGAGCGCGGCAGCGAGAAACCGGCUCCCCGGCGAUGCGCUUGGCUCCUUCCCACACUACCGGGAGCACCGGCCGCUCACCGCAUCUCCUCCUGCCGAUGCAACAACGCGGGGCCAUGCGGGGCCGGUGUCCCAGCCCUGCGGGCAGCCCCCGGCUCUGCCGGAGCCCUGCGCCAUCCCUGGAGCUGCCAGGAGCCGGGCAGAGCCGCACCGACGCACGGAGAGGAGGAUGGCCGUGCUCUGCUCCUGCUCCUCGAGUGCCAUCGUUCCCCGCUAA